AUGUCAUGCAGGAGUAGCGAGAUCCCAGUCCUGCUCCGGUUCGCUGCCGGCUGUCAACUUGUUGUCAACCCCAUGUUGGCUUCUCCUCUUUCUCAUGGCUUGACUACUGCUAGAAAGCCAUCUUCGGCAUCCAGCAUGGAUGAACCUGCUAGUUAUCCUGUUUCUUCUCUGGCCGGCUUCAUCGUUGCUUGUUGCUUGCUCGUCGUCGUCGUCGUCGUCGCCAACGUCAACGCCAUCCCAGGCCAGCGACUACAUGGCUAA
Messenger RNA from Trichophyton verrucosum HKI 0517, 261 nucleotides. RefSeq lists its product as uncharacterized. The transcript has a single exon. The record is from RefSeq and is a predicted model, not a curated record. The coding region runs from base 1 to 261 and encodes 86 amino acids. NCBI's taxonomy places the organism in Eukaryota, Fungi, Ascomycota, Eurotiomycetes, Onygenales, Arthrodermataceae.